CAAAAAAAAAAACAGCACCCAACGCGCUCCAAAAAAAUCCCAACGAUUGAAUAAGACAAGAAAACGAACAACGCAACGCACGAGAAAAAUAAAUCAAAACAAACACACAAAAAUAACGGCGACCAAAGAGAAGGCGGCGCACUGAAUAUCCAUAAUUCUAGAUACGUCGAUGCACUACAGAGCGACAGCAAUACAUCUGCGCACCUGACACCAAGCAGAAGCGCCCGGAAAAGCAGCAACAACAAAAAAUUAAAAGAAGAGAACGAAAGAACAAAAACAACAAACAAGAAAUCAGCCAAGAAACCAAGUACAGCAACAACAGCAAGAACAGCAAGAACAGCAACAACAGCAACAAUGACAACGAAACAACCAAGAAAAGUAGCACCCGAUGGCGGCUGGGGUUGGGUCGCCUGCUUUGGCGUCAGUUUGGUCAACCUGGCCACCCGCUCGAUUGAGCCAUCGUUUGGGCUGCUGUUCGGGGACACGUUGCGGGAUCUGGAUGUGGGCACCACCGGGGCGGCGAUUAUCAUCAGCACGAUGGACGUGUGCAUGAACUUCUCGGGCUUGUUUGUGGGUCCGCUGCUGAAGGAGUUCUCCUACCGCAAGGUGGCCAUUGCCGGCUCGCUGCUCUGUGGACUGGGCCUGGCGCUAACCUCGCCGGCCACCACCAUGGCGCACAUACUCAGCACGUACAGUGUGAUCAAUGGCAUUGGCGUCGGGCUGUCGACGUCGGCGGCGUUUGUGGCCCUGAAUCAUUAUUUCAAGCACAAGCGCGGCCAGGCGGUGGGCCUGUCCAUGGCGGGCACAGCGAUGGGCAUGCUGAUAAUGCCGCAGCUGGUGCGCAUCCUGCUGGAGGGUUAUGGCUUUCGGGGCGCUGUCCUGUUGCUGUCCGGCGUUGCGCUGAAUGCGACCGUCGGCUCGGUGCUGUUGCAGCCGAUCAAAUGGCACAUGAAGGAGGAGUUCGAUGACGAGGAACUUAUGUGUAUAUCGGCGCUGCCAACGCCGCAGCCGCAGCUGACGGCAGGCGGCACUGGCGCAGCAGCGAAUCCGGCGCCCACGUUCAACGUGAUCAAAGAGGAUGGCAAUGAGGAGGAUGCGCUGCCGGAGCUGAAUACGCUUCUGUUCAACAAGCAUCACCACCAGCACAAUCAUCCGUCCAUACGCAAAAACUACUCCGAAAUGGCAAUGAACACUAUGAACGGCUCCAGGCUGGGUCUGACCAAGCGGCCAACGUUUCCGCGCAUCAUGUCCCUGGCGGGUGUCCAGUCCGCGGAUGUGGGCAGCGGCAGCGGUGGUUAUCCCUCACAGGCCGAGGUGAAUACAACGCAGUUGCGCUGCCGCAAGGCGUCGGUCACCUCGAAUCUGUCCUACAUGGAUUUCACCGGCUCCAUACUCCAAGUCCAUCUGAACACCGGCGACGAUGAGUUCGAGCAAAACGAUCGUGAGCUGCGACGCGUGGGCACCGCCACGGGCAGCAUUUUGGGCGGCCAUCGGGAUAGCUUCAUCAAAAUGAAGCCCACCGAGCUGGAGAAACAACAAACGGAGCUGGAUGAGGAGGCCAAGAAGAAUGUAAAGAAGCCCGGCUUCUGGCGUCGAUUUGCCGAUCUGCUCGACAUUGCCAUGCUCAAGGACAAAAUGUUUCUCAAUCUCCUGUUCGGUCUGUCCAUUUUCUACGUGGCCGAGAUGAACUUCAAGAUGGUGACGCCCUUCUUCUUUGCCAACCUGGGCUACUCCAAGGCGGACGUCGCCUAUUGUCUAUCGAUAACAGCGAUUACGGAUAUUGCGGCGCGCAUUGUGCUGCCUCCGCUCUUUGACAGGACGACGAUCAAGAAGCGCACCAUAUUCCUGGUCUCCAUCAUCUUUGUGGCACUCACGCGUUCCAUCAUGGCCGAGCAGACGGAAUGGACUCAGCUGAUGGUGUGGCUAUCCAUAUGCGGCUUCUUCCGCGGCUCAGCUUUGAGCAACUUUACGCUGACCGUCUCCGAGUACUGUUCGCUGGAGAAGCUGCCCUCGGCCUUUGGCUGGCAUCUGGUGGGCAAGGCGCUGUUCGUCAUCAGCUUUGGACCCUUGAUUGGUCUUAUUCGCGAUUUGACCGACAGCUAUCCCAUUUGCAUACACACGCAGAGCGUUUGCAUCCUGAUAUGCGCCCUGGCCUGGGGCAUUGAGUAUCUGGUCGAGUUUAUUCAAUCGCGUCGUCGAACCGCCGAUGCGGCACAGCUGCCCACACAGGAGGGCGCAACAGGAGCCGCAGCCGCAACAGAAGCCACAACAACAACAGCGCCAGCCGCUCAGGAUGUCAAGCUGUAAUAUGAAGGCCAAAGAUCAAGAGAGAAUUAAUAGAGAUGCAUUAAUUUAAACUCAUACACUGAAACUAAAUGCAUACUACUUAAUACUUAAUUAGUUAUAUGAAUAGAUAUAUACACACACACACACAUAUAUAUAUAUUUAUAUAUUUAUAUAUAUAUAUAUAAUAUAUAUAUACGUAUGUGGGUUAUUUGCGGCACGAGUUAAGAUCUGCCCAGCAAAUAGUUUCAGUUUUGAAAAGGAAGCAUAUUCUCCAUAACUUUCAUUCGUGAAUAGCCCACAAAAUUAUAUAAUAUAAAGCCGUUGCGUAGUGUAACCUUCUCCUCUAAUUGUAUUUAACUCUCAUUUGCCAGUCCAAUAUAUAUGUAUGUAGUAUGCUCUAGCUAAGAUCUAUUAACGUAACGUUUCAUAUGAUUUAUGCUUAAUAUUAUUUUCCUUUUGUUUUCAUCAUUUUUUUUUUUUGUAUUAUUGUAUGAACUUGUAUGUGAUAGUUCAAAGAUAGUCUAUAAGUUAGUUCUUAACAAGAAAAUUUACAAAAGUUAAUAUGUAAACUUAUAAUGAACAAAAAGGCAUAAAAGCAACAAAUAACAAAAAUGGCUUUAAAAUUGAUAUAUGUUACUUUAAAGCGAAGUUAAGCAACGAGCAUAAAACAAGAACCCAACACCAACUAACUAUAUAUGUAACUAAAGUGGAAUUGAUUUAUCAGUUUAACAAGUUUAUAUGCCUAUUAUAUGACCAUAAAAAUAUAUAUAUAUAUAGCUGAAGCCAAGUUAAGUGAACUUAGUUAACUUAAAUAAAGUUAUGUUCAAAAAGGUAUUACAUAUA
Drosophila montana is the source of this 3129-nucleotide messenger RNA. RefSeq lists its product as uncharacterized. The coding region runs from base 355 to 2307 and encodes 650 amino acids. Gene Ontology annotation, molecular function: monocarboxylic acid transmembrane transporter activity. The record is from RefSeq and is a predicted model, not a curated record. Gene Ontology annotation, cellular component: membrane. NCBI's taxonomy places the organism in Eukaryota, Metazoa, Arthropoda, Insecta, Diptera, Drosophilidae. The transcript has 4 exons. Gene Ontology annotation, biological process: transmembrane transport.